AUGCACAUAAUGACAGUCGAGGGAAUUGGUGAUCGCCGGCGAGGUUUGCACCCAGUCCAGGAACGAUUAGCCGAGGCACAUGGUUCACAAUUUGGAUUUUGCACCCCUGGUUUUGUGAUGUCCAUGUAUGCGCUGCUGAGAUCAAGUAAAUAUCCCCCUACUAAAGAGCAGAUUGAAGACAACCUUGCAGGAAAUUUGUGUCGCUGUACUGGCUACAGACCAAUAAUAGAUGCCUUCGGUGUUUUUGCAAAAACAGAUGAUUCCUUCUACACUGCUUCACUUUCAGAAAAUGUUAAUGGCCAAGCUAUCUGCCCUUCAACUGGGAAGCCAUGUUCAUGCAGAAAUGAGACAGAUGUUGAUGCUAAUGAAUCUUCAUUAUUGUCUUUGGUGAAAACCUACUUACCUAGUUCAUAUAAUGAAACUGAUGGAAAUGCAUACAAUGAGAAGGAGCUCAUUUUUCCUCCAGAACUUCAGUUGAGAAAAAUUAUGCCACUUAAAUUGAAUGGGCUUAAUGGGAUUCGGUGGUAUAGACCUCUUAAACUAGAGCAGCUACUGCAGCUGAAAUCAUGCUACCCAGAUGCUAAACUUAUCAUUGGUAACUCUGAAGUGGGAGUUGAAACAAAGUUCAAGAAUGCUCAAUAUAAGGUCAUGAUCUCAAUUAUGCAUGUUCCAGAGCUUCAAACCCUCAAAAUGGAAGAAGAAGGCAUACGAAUCGGUUCUGCAGUUAAACUUGCAUGGCUCCAGAUGUUCCUAAAAAAAGUUAUUGCAGAGCGCGGUUCUCAUCAAACUUCGUCUUGCCAGGCAAUACUACGACAGUUAAAAUGGUUUGCUGGAACACAAAUCAGGAAUGUUGCUUCUGUUGGUGGUAACAUUUGUACUGCUAGUCCAAUAUCAGACCUAAAUCCAGUUUGGAUGGCUACAGGUGCAAAAUUCCAGAUAAUUGAUGUUAACAAUAAUGUUAGGACCACGAUUGCAAAAGAUUUCUUUCUUGGUUACCAUAAAGUUGAUUUGAAGGAUGAUGAAAUAUUGCUCUCUGUUAUACUACCAUGGACAAGACCAUUUGAGUAUGUCAAAGAAUUUAAACAGGCACAUAGAAGGCAGGAUGACAUUGCUUUGGUGAAUGCUGGGAUGCGUGUGCAUAUAACAGAAGCUGAAGGUAGCUGGAUAGUAUCUGAUGUCUCUAUUGUCUAUGGAGGGGUAGCUGCAGUGCCACUCACAGAUGGAAAAACUGAAAGUUUGCUUGUUGGAAACAAGAUGGACUAUGGCUUGUUGGAUGAGGCCUUCAAUUUGUUAAAAGAGGACACCCCACUAGCAGAGAAUGCACCAGGUGGAAUGGUUGAAUUUCGCAGUUCACUUACUUUGAGUUUCUUUUUCAAAAUUUUCCUUUAUGUAACACAUGAGAUGAACACUAAGGGGUUGUCAAAGGAGGGGCUGUAUGUAGCUAGUAUGUCAGCUAUACAGUCGUACACUAGGCCUUUUACAAUUGGAACUCAAGGUUAUGAAUUAGUGCAGCAAGGAACUGUUGUGGGUCAACCAAUGGUUCCUUUGUCAGCUACGCUUCAGGUGACUGCUGAGGCAGAAUAUGUUGAUGACACACCAACACCCCCGAAUACCUUGCAUGCUGCUCUGGUACUGAGUAAGGAGGCUCACGCUCGCAUUUUGUCUAUUGAUGAUUCAGUUGCCAAAUGUUCCCCUGGGUUCGCUGGUCUCUUCCUCUCAAAAGAUGUGCCCGGUGCUAACAGUAUUGGGCCAAUUAGAUUCCUCCACAAAAAGAAUAUUGGGCCAAUUAUCCAUGAUGGGGAGGUUUUUGCAUCUGAUGUCGUUACUUGUGUUGGCCAGAUCAUCGGAAUCGUUGUGGCAGACACCCAUGAUAAUGCAAAAGCUGCUGCAAAUAAAGUAAAUAUCAAGUAUUCUAAGCUGCCAGCAAUCCUCUCAAUAGAGGAAGCUAUCAAAGCUAGUAGUUUUCAUCCACAUACCACAAGAUGCCUUUCGAAAGGGGAUGUUGAACUAUGUUUUGCAUCCAAUACAUGCGAUAAAGUUAUAGAAGGAGAAGUUCUAGUCGGAGGUCAAGAGCACUUCUACAUGGAACCUCAAUGCACUCUUGUCUGGCCAGUUGAUUCUGGAAAUGAAAUUCAUAUGAUCUCAUCUACUCAAGCUCCCCAUACACAUCAGAUGUAUGUUGCUAAUGUUCUUGGUCUUCCACUAUCAAAAGUUGUUUGCAAGACUAAGCGUAUUGGUGGCGGAUUUGGUGGAAAAGAAACUAGAUCAGUAAUAUUUGCUGCAGCAGCGUCUGUAGCUGCCUAUUGUCUAAGAAGGCCAGUAAAGAUUGUUUUGGAUAGGGAUGUUGACAUGAUGACAACUGGGCAAAGACACGGUUUUUUGGGGAAAUAUAAGGUUGGAUUUACCAAUGACGGGAAGAUACUGGCCUUAGACCUUGAAAUUUAG
Messenger RNA from Triticum turgidum subsp. durum (durum wheat), 2445 nucleotides. The record is from the annotation of a GenBank genome assembly. Lineage: Eukaryota; Viridiplantae; Streptophyta; Magnoliopsida; Poales; Poaceae.